AUGGCGACUAACGGCGUUCCUGAAGCACGUUUUGGCUCUUCAUCGACAAUUCCACUUUGGCUUGACGGGAAGGAAAUUACCAGCAACUCAACUUUUGAGGUUACUUCACCUGUGACCCAUGAAGUUCUCUAUAGCGCAUCCUCCGCCAGCGAGGAAGAUGUGCACAAGGCGGUCGACUCUGCACAGAGAGCUUUCAACACGUGGUCAUUGACGAAACCUCGAGAGCGUAGGGAUAUCUUCCUCAAAGCUGCCAAAGAAUUCGAAAGAAGACGCCCAGAAUUGAAGACUUACAUUUAUAAUGAGACUGGCGAGGCAUCGGCUUUCUUUGAGUUUGAGUACACUGGAGCGAUUGAGACAUGCAUAAGCAUAGCUGGACUUAUUCAAGUGGCGAGCGAGUCAGCUGCUCCUACGGUCAACGACGGCAGCGCGAUUUUACUUAAAGAGCCAUGGGGCGUUGUCUUAGCAAUCUCACCGUGGAAUGCACCAUAUGCACUGGGUAUUAGGGCUGUCCUCUCACCACUUGCCAUGGGCAAUACAGUCAUUUUCAAGGGGCCGGAAGCUGCCCCCGCGACUGCCUGGGCUAUAACAGAUGUACUCCACUCAGCAGGCCUGCCCGCAGGGUGUCUAAAUACGGUUUACCAUAGGCCUUCAGAUGCUGCAGCUAUUACAUCGGCACUAAUAGUACACCCUGCUAUCAAGAAGAUUAACUUUACAGGUUCAACCCGUGUAGGUUCCAUUAUUGCUUCUCUCGCAGGUAAAAACCUCAAACCGACGGUUCUCGAGCUAGGCGGUAAAGCUCCAGCUAUCAUCUGUGAGGAUGCAGACAUUGAGAAAGCAGCGUUCCAGUGUACCUUAGGUGCAUUUCUUCACGCUGGCCAAAUCUGUAUGUCGACUGAGCGGAUUCUCGUUAACUCUAAAGUUCUACCACAGUUCCGCCAGGCGUUCAAAGAGGCAAUAAAUACUGUUUUCUCUGAACAAGGUCAAGGCGUCGCUGGGCAGUUGUUCUCGAAGCUACCAGUGGAAAAUAAUAAAAAGCUGGUUGCUGAUGCGAUCUCAAAAGGCGCUACUACUUUGUAUGGUGAUCCCAACUACAACGAACCUAGCGAGACGAAAAUGCGGCCCCUUGUCCUAGAAUCUGUCAAGCCUACGAUGGAUAUUUACUAUAACGAGUCUUUCGGCCCUAGCAGCUCAUUAAUUGUUACCCAGUCCGAUGAAGAGGCUGUUGCUAUCGCUAACGAUACUGUCUAUGGUCUUUCUGCUGCUGUCUUCACGGAGAAUUUACGACGCGGUCUUCGAAUCGCAAGACGACUCGAGAGUGGUGCUGUGCACAUCAAUUCGAUGACAGUCCAUGACGAGAGUUCAGUUGCACAUGGGGGAUAUAAGCAUUCUGGUUUUGGGAGGUUCAAUGGUCUGGAUGGCUUGAAUGAAUGGGUCCACACCAAAUCCAUUUUCUGGAAGGAUUGA
This is a messenger RNA of Exophiala bonariae, 1464 nucleotides long. RefSeq lists its product as uncharacterized. Lineage: Eukaryota; Fungi; Ascomycota; Eurotiomycetes; Chaetothyriales; Herpotrichiellaceae. Gene Ontology annotation, molecular function: succinate-semialdehyde dehydrogenase (NAD+) activity. The transcript is spliced from 2 exons. Gene Ontology annotation, biological process: GABA catabolic process. Bases 1 to 1464 code for a protein of 487 amino acids. The record is from RefSeq and is a predicted model, not a curated record.